AUGUCUGACGAGGAGCCACUUGACGAGAAGCCACUUUGGGAGCAGUUUGGCUUCGAAUCUCUUGAAGAGCUAGGUCGAUUCCAUAAAUAUGAUAUGGCUAGGCGAAGGGCCACAAGACCCCUACCGACGGAUGAGGAGGCGGAGAAUCAGCAGGCGGAGGACCUGUCCAAGAAGGCCGAGAAAGCUGCCGAGCCAGUCGCCAUUCAGGGUCCCGACAGCAAGAAGGGUGCUGAGUCUGAAAACAACGAGGAGAUACCCAAAGGAAUGGGCGCGGGUGACAACACCACUUCGGCGACGAACAAAUAA
This is a messenger RNA of Clonostachys rhizophaga, 306 nucleotides long. The record is from the annotation of a GenBank genome assembly. Lineage: Eukaryota; Fungi; Ascomycota; Sordariomycetes; Hypocreales; Bionectriaceae.